ACGAGUCAAAGUGGCAGAGUGACAGAGACGCAGCCAGGCAAAACCGCUACUUUGGGGGGAUUUACACCGGGCGGCCUCCUUUCUUCUGUCUCUAAUUUACCUUUUUUGUGCGUAAUUUGAGUUGAACUUGAGGCAAGUCGGAAGAAGUAGUGCCGGCGCGCUCUUCUUUUUUUUCCAAGAAGCGAAGAAGCGGAACAGCUGGAAAAGUUUUUUGAAUUAGACCGUCUCCCGGUUCGUCCAAGUGUGGCUGCGUUCGUGUUUGUGCUCCGUGUGGAUCAACUUUUAUAGAACACAGUCGACCUCGCGCAGAUAUUUUCUCGAUUCUUUCAUCGUACAGGGCCGCUUCUGUUGGAUUUGGAAGGAAAAAAUCGUGCGCCUCUGCUGCCAUGACAUAACGGGACACUUGUGAACAGGCGGCGGUGCAACUGUGAGGAAUGACCGGAUGAGGAGUUUCAUGAAAACGCUGAGAUAAGUGAGACAAGUCUCAUCGCCUCUGGAAGCUGGAUGUUGGAGAUAUGGGAUGACUGGAGGCGGGGGUGCAGCUGAGGUGAGAUCCAGCCGAAGGACAAUGACUUCGCCCGGCCUUGGCAUCCCUCUGCUGCCGGGCCGCCUGGUGCUGAUGCUGCUGCUCUCCGCCUGUGUCCCGGGGCUGUCCGAAGCCUGUCGCGGGCUGCUGUUCGCGUCCAGCGGCUGCAGCUGCACGGAGGAGCGGCCCAAAGCGCACGGCGUCCAGAGCGUGGGGAAGCGGGUCAGCUGCAGCAAAGAGGAGCUGACGGAACCUCCGGAUGUCAGUCUGCUCCCCAACAGAACCGUCACACUAAUACUGAGCCACAACAAAAUCCGCGUUCUGAGCAAUGGAUCGUUCUUCGGACUGUUUGCCUUGGAGAAGCUGGACCUCAAGCACAACCUGAUCAGCACCAUCAUGCCGGGGGCUUUCCAUGGCUUGUCUGAACUUCGCAAACUUGAUUUAUCCAACAACCGCAUCGGCUGCCUGAUUGCAGACAUGUUCCAGGGUCUCACGAAUCUCACCAAACUGAAUCUCUCAGGAAAUAUCAUCUCCACUUUGGAUUCGGGCGUGUUUCAAGAACUUCCAUCCCUCAAGCUUGUAAACUUCAACUCAGAGUACCUGUCGUGUGACUGCGGGUUACGCUGGAUCCCUGGCUUUUUCCGCAGCACCUCGGCCCGAUUAGGGGACGAGACCUUGUGCGCCUACCCCAGGAGCCUGAGAGGAAAGCCCCUGCGUGGCCUGAGAGAGAGCCAGCUCAGCUGUGAUGGUCCUCUGGAGCUCCACACCCUCUCACUGCUGCCGUCCCAGCGUCAGGUUGUCUUCCGAGGUGACCGCCUGCCCUUUCACUGCACUGCUGCUUUUGUGGACAAACUAACCACUCUUCACUGGCGUCACAAUGGUCAGCUGGUCACCUCUGAUCCGGAGAUGGGCGUCCAGCUGGAGAAGAACGUGCUACAUGACUGCACCUUCAUUACCAGUGAGCUUAUGCUGUUCAAUGUUCAUGUGGAAGCCAGUGGAGAGUGGGAGUGUGUAGUUUCCACUGGGAGGGGCAACACAUCUCUGACCGUUGAAAUAGUGGUGCUGGAGAACAGCGCCUCCUUCUGUCCAGAGGAUAAAGUAGUCAACAACCGUGGCGAGUUCAGGUGGCCCAGGACUCUGGCAGGGAUCACCUCUCACCAGUACUGCCUCCAGCUGCGAUACCCCGCCCUCACCGUGGACGGUGGCAUGGAGCAACGGAAGGCCUCACGCUACUGUGACCGUUCUGGCAAGUGGCAGGAGGGCGAUUACUCCGAUUGUCACUACACAAAUGGCAUCACACGUGUCCUUCACACCUUCAUCUUGCGACCCAUUAACACAUCAAAUGCUAUCACCGUGGCUCACCAAGUGCGCACGUACACACUGGAGGCUGCAGGCUUCACCGACUCAGUGGAUGUGCUGUAUGUGGCGCAGAUGAUGGAGAAGUUCAUGGAAUUCAUCCGACAACUUCGAGAGCUGUCAGAGGUGCUGGUGGAGAUGGGCAGUAACCUGAUGCAGGUGGACGCCAAGAUCCUGGCCAUCGCUCAGAGGGAGAAAAGAGCCUGCAGCUCCAUUGUUGUCUCGCUGGAGACUCUGGCCUGGCCUCAGCUCCACAGCCACGCUCAGGACUUCUCCAUGGUGUCCAGGAACAUUGUGAUGGAGGCCCACCUGGUUCGUCCGGCCCACUUCACUGGCCUAACCUGUACUGCGUAUGAGCGCUGGGACAUCUCCACCAUUCAUACUGGGAUGGAGUCACCAGACCCAGCUCCACAACAGCUUCGUUUCCGGUGCAGCACCGGCUCCCACAACACCUCAUUAAACAAUUUUCCGAUGAAGAACUCUGUUGCGGUUGCCUCGGUGACGCUGCCUGCCACCUUGUUUCCUCCGGAUGCUCCUGCCGACUGCAAAUUGCAGUUCAUUACCUUCAGGACCGGCAGCUUCUUCCCGCUCACGGGAAACUCGAGCAACUCUGGGGAACACUCCCGCCGGCGCAGCGUGAAUACACCCGUCAUCUUUGUUGGUCUGGAUGGCUGCAGCAUGUGGAACCUCUCAGAGCCCAUCUGGGUGUCGCUGCGCCACUUGUCACCCGGCACAGACCCUGUGGCUGCCCAGUGGAGUCUGCGAGCCUUGGAGAAAAGAGGAGGCUGGAACCAGGAAGGCUGUCAGCUGGUCCACACUGACAGCAGCAUGUCCACCAUGCGCUGUUCAGUUCUGAGCAACUACGCAGUGCUGCAGGAAGUACCUGACUUCCCCAGCACAUCACACAACUCUGCCAGAGUGCUCCACCCUGUGGUGUAUGCCUGUACUGCACUGCUUCUCUUAUGCCUUUUCACCAUCAUCAUCACCCACAUCCUUCAUCACAGUACCAUUCACAUAUCAAGGAAAAGCUGGCACACCUUACUGAACACCUGCUUCCACAUCGCCAUGACCACAGCCACCUUUGCAGGGGGGAUAUUCUUGACCAGCUAUCCAGUUGUUUGUCAAGCUGUGGGCAUCGCGCUCCACUACUCCUCGCUGUCGACCCUGCUGUGGAUCGGAGUCAGCGCCAGGGUCAUCUACAAAGAGGCAGUGUGGAGAAUGCCUCGACAGCCAGAGGGCGAUUCCCCGGUUCCACCGACUCAGCGGCCGAUGCUCAGGUUCUAUUUGAUAGCUGGUGGGGUGCCUCUCAUCAUUUGUGGAAUCACGGCUGCUGUCAAUCUCAGCAACUACGGCGAUAGCAGCCCUUACUGCUGGCUGGUGUGGCGCCCGAGUCUGGGCUCUUUCUUUGUCCCCGCUGGCCUGGUGGAGUUGGUGACCUGGAUCUACUUCCUGUCCUCCAUGUUUCGCCUGAGGCACCGGGCGUCUAAAGAGUGUUCAGGGACAACCGUGUCCUCCCCUGUGACUGAGACCCAGCCCACACUGGCAGGAAGCACCAGCCUUCUUUCCACAGACUCGGUUGUGGGCCCGAUAAGCCCAGUCGUGGCGCCCGAGGACCAGUACUCACUAAAGACACAGUUUUUAGUGCUGGUGGCUACACACUUCCUCUUUGUGGCGCUGUGGUGUUGUGGAGCCAUGGCCAUCUGGCUGACAGGGAACACAAGCUUGCUGUUCAGCUGCCUCUAUGGAAUUACCGCCACCGUUCUGGGUGUGUUUCUGGUCGUACACCACUGCUUCCGAAGACUGGAUGUGCAGGCUUCCUGGCUCUCAUGCUGCCCGGGUUACCGCCUCGCCCAUCCAAUGUCAACCUAUGCACACACAUGCACGACAGGGAGUGGAGUGCAAACGUCUGAGCAGGGAUCACAGCUUUUCAUCAACUGCCAUCCGCCUGGGGACCUGCAGAACUCGUCGUCAGCCAGGUCGUCGUCCACUCCGAGUGGGAUCAGCAGCGUGGGUCCUGGACCCUGCAAGCUCACCAACCUGCUGCAGGUGACACAAGACAAUCCGAGCCACGCGGCUCGCCCUGCUGUGGCCAACAACACCAGCACCAGUACAGAAAACAUCACAAAGCCCUCAAACAAUAUCCUGCCCACGAUGAACUCUGUGGCUGCGGUUCAUCCUCAACGGAGAAAGGUGAGCAGCAGGAGUAAACAAGGGGGUGGUCAGUAUCACCAUCGAGGUGAAGGAAGAGGGCACUAUCGCCUUAAGGCCCUCAGGACAGCAGGAGGUGGGGGGAGUCUUGGAGCUUUAGGCCCCUCAGGCUUGGAUCACAUUCAUUCUUCACAUGUCACUUAUAAACAAGCCACCAGUGAGAACGGCAGUAUCCACCACAGCCUGUCGGAAAGUCAGAUGGGCCCUCUGACCAAUGGCAAGAGGGUUGGAGACUCUGUGCUCACAAGCCCCUCGGAGGGAAGUGACGGAGGGAGCAGUGGCAGUCGCAAGCCCUUUGCUCUGUUGCCGUCCAUGGCAAGCAGAGCGGCCCUGAACGGAGGAGCCCAGAGGCGAUGUGCCAGCAGAGACAACCUGAGACUGGCGGCCGCCACGGAGCGGGAUUCUGUCCGCUGCAUGUACCCGUUGAACAGUGUCAAAAGCAGUGCUCCGCCAAAUUCCACGGCCCAAAAUGGCCUCCUUAAAAGCUCCGAACACGAGUUGGAGCAGGACUUGAGUGGCACGGACCAGUCGCAGAGCUCCAUGGGAAAGAAGAGCAGCUUGUGGAAAAGUGAAACCACAGUGUGACCUAUUCUUAUACAUCUAUGCAUUAACAUGGUAGACUUUAAAUAAAUGGUUUAUUUUGAAGCUCUGUUGAUUAUAGUAAUUCGAUAAUUUAAGACAUAAUAUCGUGGUGGCUUCCAGGACCCUUACGUGGUACUUAUACCUCAGUAGCAUGUGAACUUUUGCUCAAAGUUUUUUAAUCUGGUCAGUAAGGUUCAAUAGUUCAUCAAAAUUGGAUGUUGCUUUAUUGCUUGAGCUGGGAUUUUUCUAUGCAUUCAACUUUUGCAUAAACCAAACUUGUCGCACUUCAGAAAAUACGCCUCCAGUUGUGCAUUUACUCUGUGGGCAAAUUUCUUUCGUAAUUAUGGCUGUGCAUUUCUAUUUUCGUGUGUGUGGAUACUGUACAGAUGCUCUGAGUGAAUUAAAAUCCCGUAAGGCUGUUUGGAUACAAUGAAAAGUUUUAUUUUAUGUAUUAUAUUUGAAGCUUCAUGGCAGUAACAAGGGACUGAGCACACUUCAUUUGAAGCCGGAGAGCUGAGUCAUUCUCCCUCAGUGUGCUCAGAUCAAUCAUCUAAUUGAAGCACUUUUAAACAUUAAACAUGUCUAAUUCCGCUCCUCCUACUUCAGAAUAUUUAUGCACUAUUUUAAGGUAAGCAACACCCUGGUCUGACAAAACAAUUCCUGUAUGAGAACAACUGCAAUCAGGAAGUUACGUGAGAAAGAUCUUGUACUUCUACCUUGUUCCUGCUUUCACCCUUUUGUUCUGAAGAGGAAGUCACAUACUGUACUGCACAGUCUGUGUGAAUUGCUUGUUGAGCAUGUUUUGUUUUCAAUUACAGUUUAGGAGAGAAGCAUCAAUGUGAGGCCUGAAUCAAUCUUUAAUUUAAUUUCAACUUUUCCACUCUGCCUUACAUUGGGAAAAUUAUAUAUUGUGCUUGAGCUUGAAUGUCAUUUUGAUUUGUCUGCAGAUUUUUAUUUUUGUCUACGGUGUAAAGAGUUGGAAU
Molecule: messenger RNA, 5655 nt
Organism: Synchiropus splendidus (mandarinfish)
Lineage: Eukaryota; Metazoa; Chordata; Actinopteri; Syngnathiformes; Callionymidae
Gene: adgra2
Product: adhesion G protein-coupled receptor A2
Exons: 19
Coding region: 521-4675 (1384 amino acids)
Biological process (GO): cell surface receptor signaling pathway; G protein-coupled receptor signaling pathway; positive regulation of canonical Wnt signaling pathway
Cellular component (GO): Wnt signalosome; plasma membrane
Molecular function (GO): protein binding; G protein-coupled receptor activity
Source: RefSeq, a predicted model, not a curated record